GGACGUGCCAAGCUCUCCAAUUUUGCAGUCCAGGAAAUAUAGACAGGAUUCUUAGCCUUGGUAUUAUGAGUUUCAUUCAAUUAAUCACCAUGGAAGCAGACGAUAUUAUUACGUCAUCACAAGAUACAGAAUCUCUUGACGCCACUCCAGAUAUGGAGGAAGAUAAUCCCACCCCACUACUACCAAUCAAUUGCCCAGAAAAAAUUACACCGUCAUCGUUUAAAAAACAUAGCGUUAAAGGCAAAUCAAAAACCUGCGUAAUGUAUAGUUGUCAUGGAUACCAGCUCUGAAAUGAAAGAAGCGUUAUUUAAAGCAAAUGGAACAGAUGAAGCCAAAAUUAGGUCCAAACUGUUUUGGGUAAAAAAAUGUGUCGAGAUGUUCUUACGCAACAAAUCGUUGUUGAACGCCCAUCAUCAAUUUGCUUUGGUGUUACUGCAAGAAAAUACUUGUUUUUGGUAUCAAGAAUUUACUUCGAACGUUUCGCUUCUUAUCGAAUCAUUGGCCGAUGUAGAUGCUGCACAAGAAAAAUCAUCACCUUUGUUGUUUCCUUUAGACGUGUUGUUACGAGAAAUACACAAUAACUGUGUGUUACCAGAGAAAAUUUACGGAGGAGUGGCAGAGUAUGUUGUACGUGUUGUGUUCGUCUAUGGAAGAUCGAAUCCGACUGUUGUGACGGAUAAAUGCCGCCAAAUGUUUCAACACCUGCGGCGUAGUCCAGUUUUCUUUUUCGAUGCUUUGUAUGUGGAAGGUAAAAAUGCUGACGAAUCUACAAAGGAUUGGCUGCACGGGUUGGAUGAACGAGACGAUUGUUACUUUGUUCACGGUAGCCGAAGUCCUGCCCAACUUUUUGAAAAUAUGGCGAAGUUACUCGCUCACCCAUUACAGAGGUCCAUACAGAAGCAUUCAUGUCAUGAAUUUUAGGAGUUGAAAAAUGUUUGAAUUGUUUGGGAUGGAACAAAUUUGAAAGACCAUCGUAUUUCAUACGAGAUCGGCCGUGUUCAUUUUUCCGGUAACAAGACGAAAACAAAGAAAUUUGUGACAGGUGGGGAGCCUUCUUUCUGUUAAUGGAAACUUGCCACGGAUACAGUUCAAAGGACAAGCAGAAACAAAAAAAAACAUAUAAAUAUAAGUGGACAAUUGUUUUUAUUUGCAGAACGUGACUUCUUUCCAGGCGAAUGAACACGCAUUCGACACAAAUAACCCUGCGAAUUACGAAUUUGCAUAAAAGAAUCGUAAAUUAUUUAACGUGAAAAAGAUGGUAGAAAAGCAGUUUUUAGAUUGAAAAUAUUCAAUAUAAAAAGAAUACCGUAAUAAUACCUCGUUUGAACUCCCAUAUUUGAAAUAUCUCCUAAUAUACGCUUUCAUUUCACUUAAUUUUGAAUUUUUAAUAAAGCUUUUGUUUAAGCACUUUCUAAUAAACGGCCCUAUCUUUGUUAUUAUGUCAAAGUUGUUUUAAAGUUGAGCCUUUCUUGAAAAGCGCUUUCUUCAAAUAAUUUCCAGUUUUCCCCGCCCCUUUUCUUGUAAUUGCGCAUUUAAUUAACGCCUGGGCGUAUAAUUGCACAUUUGAUUAACGCCCGGGCGUUGAAUCGAAUAACAACAUUAUGAUUGUUAUUUAUUCUGAUUGAGCGUUUAUUUUUAGAUGUAGAUAAAGUUUACUAUUAUUUAUUGGAACUGUAAUUCAAUUUUCAUAGCCAACAUUUUAUUCAACGAAGCGUCGCUGUUCUGACGCUGUGUAUACUCAGUAGACGAAACUAGGAUAAAGAAAAUAUCUGCUUUGCUGUGUCAUACAAUACGUUUGCAAUUC
Molecule: messenger RNA, 1804 nt
Organism: Hydractinia symbiolongicarpus
Lineage: Eukaryota; Metazoa; Cnidaria; Hydrozoa; Anthoathecata; Hydractiniidae
Product: BRISC and BRCA1-A complex member 1-like
Exons: 11
Coding region: 274-921 (215 amino acids)
Biological process (GO): double-strand break repair; protein K63-linked deubiquitination; mitotic G2 DNA damage checkpoint signaling
Cellular component (GO): BRCA1-A complex; nuclear body; BRISC complex
Source: RefSeq, a predicted model, not a curated record